Messenger RNA from Sceloporus undulatus (fence lizard), 2837 nucleotides. Its product is annotated as neuropeptide Y receptor type 1-like. Gene Ontology annotation, cellular component: neuron projection; plasma membrane. Gene Ontology annotation, biological process: G protein-coupled receptor signaling pathway. The coding region runs from base 200 to 1306 and encodes 368 amino acids. Gene Ontology annotation, molecular function: pancreatic polypeptide receptor activity; neuropeptide binding. The record is from RefSeq and is a predicted model, not a curated record. The transcript has 2 exons. NCBI's taxonomy places the organism in Eukaryota, Metazoa, Chordata, Lepidosauria, Squamata, Phrynosomatidae.
ACAGAUCCAUCAGAGAGAAGAAGCAGCAGCAGCAGCAGCAGCAGCAAUAUCAGAGAGAGGUUGCCCAGCAAAAACGCCAUGCACUAGUGCAGCAUCUUAGGAUAAUUCCCGAGUGAAUUCCUGAGCUGCUCCUGCCUUUGCUUGCAGCCGGAGGGAGCCAUCCUUCCAUUGCCGAAGAAGCUGGGAGGAGGAUAGUGCCAUGGACCAGCUGAUGAGCCUCCUCUACCGGAACUUCUCAGAGCAGCUGAGCCUCUUGGAGGAAACGGAGAUGCCUUGCAGCGACUCCGUGGGCAACGACACCUUCCUGAUUGUGGCUUACAGCACAGUCAUUGCCGUGGGGCUGAUUGGCAACCUCUGUUUGGUUUGUGUCAUCGUCCAGCAGAAGGAGAUGAGGAACGUCACCAACAUCUUCAUUGCCAACCUCUCCUGCUCCGACCUCCUUGUGUCCAUUGUCUGCAUGCCUGUCACCGUCAUUUACACCUUGAUGGACCGCUGGAUUUUGGGGGAAGUGCUCUGCAAAGCCAGCCCCUUCUUCCAGUGUGUUUCCGUCACCGUGUCUGUCCUCUCCUUGGUCUGGAUUGCCCUGGAGAGGCACCAACUCAUCAUCAACCCGACGGGAUGGAAGCCAGCAGCCAACCAUGCUUACUUGGCGGUAGCCCUGACCUGGGUGAUUGCUUGCUUCAUUUCCCUGCCUUUCCUCUCCUUCACCAUCCUGACCGAUGAGCCCUUCCAAAACCUAAGCCUUCCCUUUGACCCCUUUGCCAACCACCUGGCCUGCAUCGAGCACUGGCCGUCGGACCACCAUCGCCUGGCCUACACCACCUUCCUCUUGCUUUUCCAGUAUUGCCUGCCUUUGCUCCUCAUCAUGGCCUGCUAUUUCCGCAUCUUCCUGCGCCUCCAGCGCCGCAAAGACAUGGUGGAGCGGACCAAAGACGGCUCCCGGGCCACCAGCCAUAGGAAGGUCAACCUCAUGUUGGCAUGCAUUGUUGUGGCUUUCGCCGCCUGCUGGUUCCCCCUCACGGUCUUCAAUGCUCUUUACGACUGGGACCAUGAGAAGAUCUCCGUGUGCUACCACAACUUCAUCUUCUCCCUCUGCCACCUGGUAGCCAUGGCCUCCACCUGCAUCAACCCCAUCAUCUACGGUUUCCUCAACAGCAACUUCCAGAAGGAGGUCAAGGCCUUGCUCUACCGCUGCAGCUGCAGCAGCGAGAAGGACAAAUACGAGAGCUUUCCUCUUUCCACCGUCAGCACCGAGAUCUCCAAGGCCUCGCUCCGCAGCGGGGCUGGCACCACGGCCCACGCCUGACUUUCGGGGUCCCAUGGGGCACCUUCCAACAUCUGACAGCCCCUUCCCUUGGCUGCACUGAGGGAGACAGGGAGUAUUUCUCACUACUCUUGGUCUGUUCCUCAUUCCUCUGGUAAUUCUGCUUCCCAUUUCAUACCAAACUUGCAUCAGGGAUCAUCUGAAAUGGCUUGGGUGCCCAACUUCAAUGUAUGAACUGAGGUGGAGAAGUGGGAGGGAAUGGCCCACAGGACUGGAGAGCCAUGUGUGGUGUGUCUGAAACCUGGUUUGGCUAUCAUUUUUUUCCCUAUUGUCCUCCAGCCCAAAUGUUUAGCCCACCUCAACCAUACAGAGCUUUGAAAGCUUCCUGGAGAAUUUGGUUCACAUUUCUCCUGUGUCCCACCAUGAAAUGAAUGAGGAUUGCAAGAUCUGUGAAAGCAACUCAGCAAUUUAGGGCUUGGUUAGUCUCCAGAGAAGAUUCAAAUGGUCCUAUUCUCAAAGCUUCUCUGGGGUUUUGGGUUUUUUAAGUCAGUGGUUUUCAGUCCCUUUGGGGGUAACUGAGAAAGCGAUCGGCACAAAUGAUGCCUCCGAGAGCAGAUGAAUCAAUACAAAAGAUACCUUGAUACAGUUUUAAACUCCUGCUGUUGGCAUUUCCUUGGUCACUUUGCUGCCCCUUUUUUUGGAUGUCUCAACUGUAUUUCUAAAUGCACCAUUGGAUUUUUAAGUUCUAGCAAUGCUAGCAGUUUGAGGACUGAAGGAAAAUUUCUCAGAGGCAGCAAAUUCUUAUUUGGAGGGACAAAGCCUCCAUUUUGCCACUUCCCUGUCAGUGCCAUGAAAUCCCAAAGGCAUCCCUCCUGGGCAUGGCAGCCUGGGCCAGCAUGGCUAGUGGUGAGACACGACGGGAUUUGUAGCCUAAAACAUGGCUUGGGCAUUAGGCUGGGAAAGAGUGGAUGUAACCAUAGUUUUUUGUGGUUUUUUUGGGCAAUGUGGCCAUGUUUAUUGCUGACAUUUCGGCAGCAAUCUUCAGGGAAUGCAUUCUCUGAAGAUGCCAGCCACAGAUGCUGGUGAAACAUCAGGAAUAAACUCUUCCAGAACACAACCAUAUAGCCCAAAAAACCCACAAAAACUAUGGAUGCCGGCCAUGAAAGCCUUCGGCUUCACAGUGAAUCAAACCAUUUUUUAAACAAUCAUUUCCCCUUCUUUGAAAUGAAAGUAAAACCAAGCAUUUCAGUGUAAUCCUAAAUGUAUGCAUUUACUAUUAAGUACACAGUGAGAGGCCAGCAUGAUAUUGGGGUUAGACUGUUGGACUAGGAGACCAAGAUGAGUAUUUAAAUCCCUGCAGAGCCAUGGAAACCCACUGAGUGAGAAGCCACACUCUCUCAGCCUCGAGGGAAGGCAAUGGCAAACCUCAUCUGAAUAUAUCUUGCCAAGAAACCUUACAAGAGGGUCGUUGUAAGUCAAAGUCAACUUGAAGGCACAUAGCGAUAAGCACAGAUAGACACAUAAGUACACAAUUGGCUGCCAUAUCUAAAUGCUGCACUGCUCUGGAAGAGAG